Messenger RNA from Gossypium arboreum, 1089 nucleotides. RefSeq names its product ethylene-responsive transcription factor ERF017-like. The coding region runs from base 98 to 775 and encodes 225 amino acids. The transcript has a single exon. The record is from RefSeq and is a predicted model, not a curated record. Gene Ontology annotation, molecular function: DNA binding; DNA-binding transcription factor activity. Lineage: Eukaryota; Viridiplantae; Streptophyta; Magnoliopsida; Malvales; Malvaceae. Gene Ontology annotation, biological process: regulation of DNA-templated transcription.
UAUAUAUUCUCGCAGAGUGCCGCCAUUUUCAUUAUCCGAAGCCUUUAGCAACAAUCUGAGCGACCUUUUCUUUUUGCAACAAAUUGACUUUCAAUUGAUGGUGAAGCCAAUCUGCACAACACAUUCUUCAGCAUCACAAACAGAGUAUGCCUCCGACAUAAACACCAACAGCUGCAGCAGUAAUAGCAGUAGCAGUAGCAGUAGUUCCAAGUAUAAGGGAGUACGGAAGAGGAAAUGGGGGAAAUGGGUGUCCGAAAUUCGACUUCCCAACAGCCGUGAGCGUAUUUGGUUAGGUUCUUACGACUCGCCGGAAAAAGCAGCCAGGGCGUUCGACGCGGCUCUUUAUUGUUUACGUGGCCGUGAUGCCAAGUUCAAUUUCCCUGAAAAUCCACCAGAGAUCGCCGGUGGGACGUCGUUUAGCCCGCCGGAAAUUCAAGUGGUGGCAGCUAGGUUCGCCAAAGGGGUGGAACUGGAAACCCCGGGGAAUAACAACAGUAUUUUAGGGACAGAAGAGUAUACAUCGUCUUCGUCGGGCGGGGGAGCGACAACGCAAGUGGAGAGUCGUCAUCAUGAAGAAGACAUGAUGGACUGGUCGUUUUUGAGCAUGUUGGAUAAUAACAACACCAAUGAUGGAGGGAUGUCCGAUUAUGGCUUUUAUUCAAAUUUGGGCCAUUUGCCUGGUGGUGACGAUGAUCAACUCUAUCCUCCGCCGAUUGAUGAUGAUGAAAACGGUGGCAGCGCUUUUUCACCGUCAUCGUUUCUUUGGAACUUUUAAGCCAAAUUUAGAUUUCUUUUUAAAAGCAAAUAAGGUUAACUUUUGUGUUUAUUUGUUUGAUGGGAUAAAUCAAGGCGUUUGGCGAAUAUUAGCAGCCAGGAUCGGUGAUUUUCCCACAGAUACAGUGAGAUGAUGAGAUUCCAUUGAUAGGAAGGGUGGAGGUGCCAUCUUCCUGUGUAUACUCAUAAAUCCCCACCAAGAGUGUAGGAGAAUCAAAGAGUGUAUAUUCAAGUGUAGGAAACCAACUUUAUAAGUGUGAGCUAAAUUGCUGUUAAAUAAAAUAAAAGAUUGCUUACAAGUUAAGUUAAACAAAA